Sitophilus oryzae (rice weevil) is the source of this 1390-nucleotide messenger RNA. RefSeq lists its product as uncharacterized. The transcript has 2 exons. Lineage: Eukaryota; Metazoa; Arthropoda; Insecta; Coleoptera; Curculionidae. The record is from RefSeq and is a predicted model, not a curated record. Bases 338 to 763 code for a protein of 141 amino acids.
UAUAGAGUCUGUCGGUAGUACCGUAAAAAUUCUACAUACACGUCUCGUUGCUCGUAUUAUCCGCCUCAACUCACGGCAUAUUAGACGAAUUCAUGCGUAAACGCGGAUAAUAUUUAACAUUAUACCUGAUUCAGUUCACUUCGGACGGCCGUAGCAAAAGCCAAAAGUACACCAAGCGACGUAAUGACGUUAGGCAUUAACAUUGAGUCGCUGCUGGUCGUUCUGGUGGGACGAUCUCGGUGAAAAAUUCAACCGAAGAAGAAGUACAGCCAAAAAAGCGGGUUUAUUUAAAAAUAAAUGGUUAUGAGGCGACCGGUGUGCUGAUUUUCGGGCGAAAAUGCGCUGGACUUUGAUCUUGGCGGUGACGGUGGCGUGCUGGUGCGCUAAGGGCCAUUGCAAGAAGGUCGAAUCGAGGGCCUUGACCGUUGGAAGGGAGAAAAAGUCAGAAGAAAGGGCGAGGAUAAAGGAAAUUGGGCUGAGCGAUGUGUGGCCCUCGGAGAAAGAAGCGGAGCGAUGGUGGACGCAGCUGGAUGAUCAAGGUUCAGAUUUGGAUGAAGCCAGAGACAAAAAGAAAGGUGGUAUGAAGAAAAAACUCAAGAGGUACUUACUGCCUCUGCUGAUAGCCUACAAACUGAAGUUUUUCACUCUGAUUCCUGUGAUGAUCGGAGGAUUGGUGCUUCUUACUGGAGCAACGGGGUUAGCAGGAUUCUUCUUUGCUCUAUUUGCAGCAGUUAUGGGACUAAAAAGUGGUAGUCAUCAUUAAAAGUGGACAGUUUUAAUAAAACAAAUUAUGGUGAUCCGAUUAACAAUGAUGUAAAAAAGAGUUUUUAUCUCUUUGUUACCGAGUAUUAAAACUAGAUUAUAAUAUUAAAUUGUAUUUAUAAUUAUUUAUUUGAUGAUAUUGUACAUAAUAUUGCUAUUUCAUAUUUAUUUAAAAUAUUUAUUUUCUAUAAAUAGUAGUUAAGCCUUAAAUUAGUUUCCUUGGGAUAUUAGGUUCCGAAAACCCUGAAUUGUGUUUUAAUUUUGUUUAAAAAUCUUGAUUUAUUCUAUAAACAAACGUUUCGACAAACAUUAGAGCUUUCAUCAGUGUGAUAUAUCUACAACAACAUUGAUGAGGGCUGUAAUGUUGGCCAAAAAUGUGUUUGGCCUAAACAAAAUUCAGCGUUUUCGGAACCUAAUAUCCCAAGAACAUUAAUUUAAGAAUAUUUCAAUACAAGGUUCAAGAACGUGAAAUUUCCAAGAAAUAAAUAGUAGUUAAUUAGAUUGAUGAUUAAUAUCAUUUUUAUCAUAUUUUCUAAAAAUUAUUAUGAAAAUGAACUAUAUUUUAUGAGUCGCACUGUAAGAUAUGAAUAUUCUGAAAAUUAUUAUUUCAUAUUUUUGUAGAGUUUAG